AUGAGUCCUAACACCACCAUUGUCAUUGGCGCGAGCAGAGGGAUUGGCCUGGAGCUGGCAAAAUAUCUCGCUCAGAAUCCUGAAGACCGCGUCAUCGCGACCAUGCGCAAGCCCUUCGACCUGGGGGCAGCCAACGUUGAUGUCCUCGAGCUCGACCAGACCAACCAGAACUCUGUCGAUGCUGCAGCUGCGCACGUCAAUGCAGCAGACACACUGAUCGUCAAUGGUGCCAUCGGCGAAGAUGAGCUCCUCACCAAGAUCAGUUCGGACAGACUGCUUCACUACCUCGACACCAAUGUCGUCGGUCCUCACAGAGUCAUCAAUGCAUUUCUCCCGGCACUGAGAGCUCGCAAGACCCGGAAGAUCAUUUACAUCUCGUCCACCGCGGCUUCGCUCGCCGGGCAAGUCGGCGAGAAAUGGGGACUUCGCGGGCCUUAUGCAACCUCCAAAGCCGCCGGUAACAUGUUGGCUGUUCAGUUCCACAAUGAGCUCCACGAGGAUGGAUUUACUGUGGUGGCGGUUCAUCCCGGCUGGGUCGACACCGAUAUGGGUCGGGUUGGCGGCGACGGUGCCAUGGCACCGAUUGAAUCAGUCCAGAAGAUCAUGAAGAUAGUCGAUGGACUUACGAGUGCUGAUGGAGCCAAGUUCUUCAAUAUUGACGGUACAAUUCUGCCUUGGUAA
This is a messenger RNA of Fonsecaea erecta, 681 nucleotides long. RefSeq lists its product as hypothetical. The transcript has a single exon. NCBI's taxonomy places the organism in Eukaryota, Fungi, Ascomycota, Eurotiomycetes, Chaetothyriales, Herpotrichiellaceae. The coding region runs from base 1 to 681 and encodes 226 amino acids. Gene Ontology annotation, molecular function: oxidoreductase activity, acting on the CH-OH group of donors, NAD or NADP as acceptor. The record is from RefSeq and is a predicted model, not a curated record.